Molecule: messenger RNA, 262 nt
Organism: Rotaria sp. Silwood1
Lineage: Eukaryota; Metazoa; Rotifera; Eurotatoria; Philodinida; Philodinidae
Source: the annotation of a GenBank genome assembly
AAAAUAAAAUAUAAUUUUUGUUAGCACAUGCUCCAUCAUUAGAAACAUGUACACGAAAAUUAUGUGGUGGAAAAUUUCGUCCAUUUCAAUUAGCAAAUGUUAUACGAAAUGUUGAUUAUUUAACAGUAAAUAUUAAAAAAUUAAAUUUAAAAUAAAAUAUUUUUAUUUUAUUUAUAUUUAGAUGACUGUUAUUGAAAAAACAGAUAAUAAUUGCGAUAAAUGGAUAUUUCGACGAAAUUCAUUUUAUGGUGAUGAAUUUUAA